Molecule: messenger RNA, 1330 nt
Organism: Coccinella septempunctata (seven-spotted ladybird)
Lineage: Eukaryota; Metazoa; Arthropoda; Insecta; Coleoptera; Coccinellidae
Exons: 3
Coding region: 689-1330 (213 amino acids)
Source: RefSeq, a predicted model, not a curated record
CGUUGUGAUUCUUAUCAGUAUGGCAAAAUUAAAACAAAUUUAUCAGUCAGGACUCCGACAGGACCGGACUUAAAAAUUAUUGUCACUGAUGAUGGCUGUUACAACGUAAUCAUUGCAAAAGAUUCAGACCUGUACUUGAAUAACAGGACAUAUAUCUUCUUGUAACAUGGUUAAUAUUUCAACAAAAAUUAAAAAAUAUAAGAAAGAACUUUGCCGAAUGUGAAGAGUAAUACGUAAAUUAUAUUCAAGAAUAUUAAUGUAAUUGAAGAUCUAACUUCCUCAUCUAAUGCAACAAAAUGCUCCAAUUUAUGAAACAAAAAAGGAAAAUGAUUGUCUAUCCGAAAAAUUCCCAUAUAUUAACAUUUUGCUGCAUAAUCAGAAUUCGAGUCCUGCAGAGGAUUGCAAGAGGGUGGCAAUUAUGAAACAUUUCGAAUUAUAUUCUCGAUAAAAUCUGAUCAAUUGUGCUUGAAAAAUCAGGAAUCGUUGCAUUUCCCAGAAUUAGAAAGAGAGCAUUUCUGGCGUUUCUCGUAUCAACGGAUAUAACUGAUGGUACCCCGCAAAUUUCUCAUGUGUACUUUAUCAUGGGAAACUGAGAUCAGUGGUGACCCGCAACAGAUAAUCAUUUCCUUCCGUGUUAAGGAUUUCGGCUUAUUCAAAAGUUCGGAUGAAGGGUCAGUGUCGUUGAAAAAUGUCGAAAAAGACGUAUGAUGUAUCAACACCCAGAACGGGUAGUUUUUCAACGAAAAGAAAUGACAGUUCCUUCUCAUCUUGUUUGUGUACUAUGUUAGUGAUUUUAGCGAUUUGUUCACUGCUUUUAUUGCUUUCUUUCUCUUUGAAAAAGGCAGCCAACAAAAAGGAAUACAAAAAUGGGAGAGGAAAAUUCGAAAGAAUUAUUCAUGAAAACGCGAGCGCCAGAAACGAUGCGAAAGAGGAAACGAGCCAAGAAAUCAUAGAAACAACACAAGAAUUCGCAAGAACAACCCAAAAAAUAACAUCUGUACCUCCAAAUACAGAAAAACUUAAAGAGGUUACAGGAGACAGCGAAAGUGAAGAAACGAUGACCGUUCCUUCUACCAUAGUAACAGUUGAAGAAAAAAAAGAUCGACGAUUUGAUGAAGCUGAAGGUUCGCAAGAAACCACGAGCCAAAUUACAAGUACUCAAUCAGAAUUUACUUCAAAUACACCGCCUGUAAGGGAAACAGUUCCUUCGAAAACAAUCUUAGACAAUGGAGGAGGAACAGAAACAAUUUUUACUGAAUCAACCACUUUAAAUAGUGUUGAAUAUGAAACGACCGAUGAAAACUGGAGGAUUUCCCCAAAAAAUUACUGA